AUGGGUACCGGUAAGAAAGAAGCGGCCAGAAAGGUCAAGCAAGGGAAAGUAGGAGAUGGUAUGGCCAAUGUUAAGACCAAGGGCGAGAAUUUCUAUCGCACAGCAAAGCAAGCCAAGACCUUGAAUAUGUUUAAUGAAGGCAAAGCUCGUCACAAUGCCGCAGGAAAAGUUACUCAAGCCGCUACCUUCCAAAGCAGAGAAACAAAACCCGCACGAAUCGAGCCCAACAGAAAAUGGUUUACGAAUUCGAGAGUCAUUGGUCAAGAUGCCUUGACCUCAUUUAGAGAAGCUAUGGCUGAACGAGCGAGUGAUCCUUACUCGGUAUUGCUAAAGACUAAUAAAUUGCCAAUGUCACUAAUCCGCGACGGACAAGGAAAAAAUGGAUUGAAGCAGCAUCAAGCCAAGAUGGCAGUCGAGGCGUCUCCGUUCAGUGAUACCUUCGGUCCCAAAGCACAACGAAAGAGAGUAAAGCUCGGUGUCAGUUCGUUGGAAGAUCUUGCCGACGAUAGUGUUAAGAGCCACGAUACAUACCUGGAUCGACUCGAACAAGCAAAGCUUCUGAGUGGAACUUCAAACGAUCCCGAAGCUGUUGGUGAAGCUGCUGCUAUUGAUGAUGGCCACAUCACCAGUGCUCGAGAGGCAAUUUUCAGCAAGGGUCAAAGCAAACGCAUAUGGAAUGAGCUUUACAAAGUUAUCGAUUCAUCAGAUGUGAUCAUACAUGUUUUAGAUGCUAGAGAUCCUCUAGGAACUCGUUGUCGGACUGUGGAAAAGUACAUCAAGGACGAAGCACCCCAUAAGCACUUGAUAUUCGUACUCAACAAGUGCGACCUUGUACCUACUGGAGUUGCUGCCGCUUGGGUGCGAUCGCUCUCCAAAGAUUAUCCAACUCUUGCAUUUCACGCCUCGAUAACAAAUUCCUUCGGAAAAGGAUCCCUCAUCCAACUCCUCCGUCAAUUCUCUUCCCUACAUGCCGACCGCAAACAAAUAUCAGUUGGCUUCAUUGGAUAUCCAAACACUGGCAAAUCAUCAAUCAUUAACACGUUGAGGAAGAAAAAGGUCUGCACAGUUGCUCCAAUACCGGGUGAAACAAAAGUUUGGCAGUACAUUACUCUCAUGAAACGUAUUUAUCUCAUUGAUUGUCCUGGAGUAGUUCCUCCCAGUACUACUGAUACACCCCAAGAUAUUCUACUACGAGGUGUAGUCAGAGUUGAGAAUGUUGAACAUCCAGAACAAUAUAUUCCCGCAGUUUUGAGUAAAACUAAACCCCAACACAUUGAAAGAACAUAUGCUCUCAAGGGAUACAAAAACCACAUCGAAUUCUUAGAGCUUCUUGCACGAAAGGGAGGAAGACUGUUACAUGGAGGCGAGCCCGAUGUUGACGGCGUGGCAAAGAUGGUCCUCAAUGACUUCUUGAGGGGCAAAAUUCCAUGGUUUACUCCACCUCCAAAGCUCGAAGGUCCAGAAGAAACCGGAGUAGAAGGACGGGAAGGUAGAUUGGGCGAAAUGCCACGGAAGAGAAAGCGUGAUGAAGCUGGAGAAUCAGUAGCUGACACAUCUAUUGGAGAUAUCGCUUCGAUGGCCGAAGCCGACAAUGGAGAUGACUCAUUUGAAGGCUUUGACAGUGAUAAUGAAGAUGGUGGUGCCGCGCUGAAUGAUGUCGCUGAUGCUGAAACAAUUGAUAAGGCUUUUGGCAUAGAGUCUGACGAGGAAAGCGAAGCUGGUGAUGCUGACGAACCUGCCGGGGAAGAAGAUGAAGCUGAAGCUGUCAAUGAGCAACUUCGUAAACAACUUUCAAAAGAUUCGAAUCCCCCUAGGCGGAAACAGCCAUCUAGGAAGAAAGGCCAAAAGACUUAAAAGCUUAUGUACUUAAAUAGAAUAUAUUAAUGUUAAUGCCAAUGAUACCCCC
Molecule: messenger RNA, 1906 nt
Organism: Botrytis porri
Lineage: Eukaryota; Fungi; Ascomycota; Leotiomycetes; Helotiales; Sclerotiniaceae
Exons: 4
Coding region: 1-1854 (617 amino acids)
Cellular component (GO): nucleolus
Molecular function (GO): GTP binding
Source: RefSeq, a predicted model, not a curated record